AUGGCACUGUACGGAACUUCUGAUGCUUUGAUGUGCAAAGCGUUUCCCACCACUCUGAGAGGGUCGGCCCGCGCAUGGUACAACGGCCUAAAGACUAGGACGAUCGCCUCCUUUGACCAGCUCGUCAAGGACUUCGAACUCAACUUCUUGGGCUAUGCUCAGCCGAAACCUUCCGUUGCGCUGCUCCUUGGACUCAACGAGAGGGAGGACGAGCCCCUCUCUCAUUUUGUGAAUCGUUUUGCAACACAAAUCCGAGGAUUACCGGACGCUCAUCCCUCUCUGUUGAUGCAGGCAUUUAUGAUAGGCCUGCGACCUUCCAGAUUCUUCUGGUCCCUCGUGAAGCGACUCCCCACCUCGGUGUCUGAGAAGAGGGAGGAGCACAAGAGGGCCAGGCCGGAGCUGGCUCGGGGACAACUAUCCGUCGCGCCGAGGCGCACGAUGGACCGGCCUGACCCGCCGGCGCUGAGGACCCCGUUGCUCUCUUUGGGCGCGUCUCGAACAGAGAUAUUUCUCCAAAUAAGGAAAAAAGGGUUACUCAAGGCCCCCAACCCGAUGAAAAGCCCGCGGGAACUCACCGACCAGUCCAAGUAUUGCCGCUUCCACCAACAAAGCGGGCACGAUAUUGAGGAGUGCCGUGAGCUGAAGCGGCAAAUCGAGGAGCUCGUCCGUAGAGGACACCUCGGUCGGUACAUCCGAUAG
Molecule: messenger RNA, 699 nt
Organism: Musa acuminata subsp. malaccensis (wild Malaysian banana)
Lineage: Eukaryota; Viridiplantae; Streptophyta; Magnoliopsida; Zingiberales; Musaceae
Source: RefSeq, a predicted model, not a curated record